AUGAAUUUGUUGUUCUUAGAACUUCGUGGACAUAGGCAAACCCAGGAAGGAGAUUCGUCGGGUGCAACAAAUAUUUACAUUUACUUCACUGCUACCAUGAAUCGGUUUGAAAUGAAGAAAGAGUGUAGAAUUAGGGUUGAUGGCAAAAUGAGCAUACUUCUGAAUCCUAUAGCUCAAUGCCCAAUCCAGGAGUUGGUCUUCUGGCUUGCUCCCCUGCUUAAACAUAAUGCAGUUUCUGUUAUGCCAAAUCAGCCACAAAAAAACACAGAAAACAGUCUUGCAAAUGGCGGUGUUUCUCAGGCUUCAACCAGCCAUACUCCUCCCAAAUCUUCCAAAUCCUUUUUGCUCUCUAACAAAACCAUAAAGAGUGUUGGUCUUAUUGAGACUAAGCGAGAAGUGAUUGACGAUUUUAUUGCUAGUCGGCUUUGGCCAAAUUCAGAUUAUAGUUUUUGUUUUUCUCCUUCUUCGGGAGCAUCAGGAGGCCUUCUUUGUUUGUGGGAUAAGAAGCUUUUAUCGGUUUCAAGAACCAUUACUUCUCCUCGUUGGAUUUGUAUUGAUUUUGAUUUAUCUGGGAUUCAAUAUAGCUUUUUUCUGGUUUAUGGCUGUUCUUUAGCAGCUGAUAGGACUUUGCUUUGGUCCAAUCUUCUUCCUGAACUUAUCACCGACAGGUUUUGCUUCAUGGUAGGAGAUUUCAAUGAGAUUUUGCACCCUUCGGAAAGGUUGAACUUCAGUGGGUAUACGGCAGGUAUGAAACAGUUCAUGGAUUUCAUUCAGUCUUCUAAUCUUGUUGAGAUUCAGCUUCAGGGACGCCUUUUUACAUGGCAAAACAGUCAAUCUCGUUCUAAGAUUGAUCGUUGCUUUGUUUCGGCCGAUGCUUUCAUUUCUUGGCCAAAUUUAUCCCUUGUAGCUUUGCCUAGAAAUUAUUCAGAUCAUACUCCUCUUCUUUUCCGUUCAGCAGUGGCUUUUGACUGGGGUCCUAAACCUUUCAAAUCGAUAAAUGCUUGGUGGAGUAACGCUUCUUUCUAUGAUUUGGUUGCGAAUUCAUGGAAGGAAAUUUCAGCUGUUCCUGUUCAUAACAGCUUAGUUGCUAAACUAAGAGAAUUAAGGAGGAUUAUUAAAGCUUGGAAUGUCAAUUCAUUUGGCAAUCUUAAUUCAAAAAUUGAAUCAGCUCAGAAUUCUAUAGAAGCUCUUGAAGUAGCUGCAGAUUUUAGAAUUUUAUCGUCUCAAGAGCAAGAUGAGCUAGCUUGUUUGCGUGAUGAGUUCAACUUGGUUUCUAAACAAUUAGAAUCCUUAUGGCUUCAAAAAUCGAGAUUGAAUUGGAAUAUUUCUGGUGAUAAGAACUCCAAAUUCUUCCACACUAUUGCCUCAGUCCACUCUAGGAACAACUUCAUCUCUGAAAUUAUAGUGGAUAAUCAGCGUUUUAACACUCCAGAGUCUAUUAAACUUAAUAUUCAGAAUUUUUACAAGAAUUUAUACAAGCCUCAUUCUAAGCUGAAUUAUUUUCUUGAUGAUUUGCCUAUUCGAAUUUUGUCUGCUGAACAAGCAACUAGUCUUUCGGCUAUUUUUACCGAGGAGGAGAUUUUUCUAACUUUACUGGGUUGUGAUGACAAUAAAGCUCCGGGUCCAGAUGGUUUUAAUUAUUUUUUCUACAAGAAGGCUUGGAAGAUCUUGAAGCAUGAUAUCUUGCAGUUGUUCUUCAAUUUUCAUCAGACUGGAUUUUUCCCCACAGGUCUGAAUACUGCUUUUUUGGUUCUGAUUCCGAAAUUAAAAGGGGCUAUCGACAUCAAAGAUUUUCGUCCUAUUAGUUUGAUCAACGGAGUUUUCAAGUUAUUGUCAAAGGUGUUAGCUAACAGGUUAUCUCCUAUUCUUCCUCUUCUUAUUUCUGAUAAUCAGUUUGGAUUUAUUAAAGGAAGAAAUAUACAUGACUGCCACAUGAUUGCCUCGGAGCUAAUCCAUCUUGCUAAUAGGCGUAAAGAUCAAGUUUUUCUCAUUAAACUUGAUUUUAAAAAAGCGUUUGACUCAAUAUCAUGGGAUUUUAUUCUCAAAGUUAUGGCUAGGAUGAAUUUUGAUGCUACUUGGAUUAAUUGGAUUAGUUCCUUUUUUUCUUCUUCGCAACUUUCUGUUCUUGUUAACGGUAGUCCUAGUAAGAACUUCAGUAUGAGCAGAGGAGUCAGACAAGGGGAUCCUAUUUCUCCGAUGCUUUUUGUCCUAGCCGUAGAAGGUCUUAAAGCUUUGUUUGUGAAAGCUGUCGAUUUAGGUCUUAUUGAUGGUAUUCACGUUGAUGGCUACGCUGAGCCAAUUUCCAUUCUGCAGUUCGCUGAUGACACGCUCUUGUUUGUGCCUAAGGAUAUGGAAAUGAUCCGGAAUUUAUUGAGGAUUCUUAGAUGUUUCGAGUUGGUCUCUGGGCUUGAAAUUAAUUAUCAAAAGUCGUCUAUCAUUGGUAUCAAUGUAGAAGACGUUUCCAUGGUUGCAGCCUCUUCUAUUCUCAAUUGUAAGAUUGAAAAAUUGCCAAUUACUUAUCUGGGUUUGCCUCUUUCUCUGAAGCCAAUUAAAGCUAAACAUUGGGAUCCCAUUAUAAGUAACUUCUCUAAUCAAUUAGCCGGAUGGAAAGGUAACUUAUUGUCUCCUGCUGGUAGACUUGUCUUGGUUAAGUCUGUUCUUUGCAGUCUUCCAGUUUAUUAUCUUUCUUCGUUUCGCAUUCCGAGUUCGGUGGUUUUGUCUCUGGAGCAAUUGAUGCGCCGUUUUUUAUGGAGUGGUUCGGUCUUAAAAUCUGGUUUCAGCAAGGUCUCAUGGGUGGAUGUUUGCAUGCCUUUUGCAUAUGGAGGUUUGAAUAUUUCUCCUAUGAAAUUUAAAAAUCAGAUUUUACUUUUAAAGUGGAUUUGGAAACUUGGUAUCUCAGAUAAACUCUCUCUUUGGUUUAGCGUAAUCAGUUGUAGCUCAAGCUUGUCUCAUUGGUUUGACAUCGAACAAGUAGAUACUCGUCGUUUAUCUCAUCUUUGGAAAGGUGUCCAUUCUUCUUGUGUUUCUCAGCAGCAAUUUUGGAACUUCUUCAAAAAUGGCUUGCGUAUUAGCUUGGGUUCAGGAGAAAAUGUGAGGUUUUGGUUUGAUGUUUGGGCAGGAAACAAUUCAUUCAAUUUGCUUUUCCCUGGUUUGUUCAAUCUUUGCCGCAAUAAAUAUUCUUCUGUGUCAGUGUUAUUUAAUUCUGGGCAGCAGAAUUUUAGCUUUGUUUGGCAGCGGCGGCUUCGUCUUGGAGAACAAUCUCAACUCAGCUCUCUUUUGGCCAUUAUUUCUGAUAAUUUUCCCUCUAUGGGACCUGACCUGUUCGAAUGGAACAGCAAACCUUUCUCUCCGGCAACCUUCUCGCACUUUUGGCAUGCUUCAGUUGGUUCUCCAUCUCCUCAGCUCAGCAGAUUUUGGAAAUUCAGUAUUCCUCCUCGCAUUCAAUUCUUUAUGUGGCUUUUGGCUAGGGACCGGAUAUCUUCUAACGCUUUGUUAGCCCGUCGAGGUGUUAUUUCAUCUUUUAAUUCUACUUGCUUGCUUUGUUCCGAAGAAGAGUCGAGUAUCCAUAUUAUUUUGCAAUGCCGUUUCGCUUGGGAAUUUUGGAACUCAAUUCUGCAUUGUUGCAGCAUUCAAUGGGCUGCUCCAACCUCAAUUCAUCAUUUUUUUGACUUUUGGAGUUCUCUUUCAAGCAAGCGAUAUCGUUGUCUUUGGCAGUCUAUAUGGUUUUUCGGUAUCUGGGAGUUAUGGAAAGCAAGAAACAGGAGGACUUUCAGACAUGAAAUUGUGGACAUCAACUCAUUGGUGUACUCGUCGAUUUGCAAUGCAGUUAUCUACUACAAGGAUAACAAUAGCGGUUUUAAUUAUUCGCCGAAUGAUGUUUUUAGAAACUUAAACUUCUUCUGUAAUUUUUUGUAG
This is a messenger RNA of Mercurialis annua (annual mercury), 3915 nucleotides long. RefSeq lists its product as uncharacterized. The transcript is spliced from 4 exons. The coding region runs from base 1 to 3915 and encodes 1304 amino acids. NCBI's taxonomy places the organism in Eukaryota, Viridiplantae, Streptophyta, Magnoliopsida, Malpighiales, Euphorbiaceae. The record is from RefSeq and is a predicted model, not a curated record.